CGUCUCGGGCCGAGCCCUGCAGCGGCAGUCGCUCUCGACCCUCGCUUGUGUUCGGUCGCCUGUGGUGCGUCUGCGCUCGCGCUCGUCACAGACGCUGAUGAUCGGGGCGUAACGACGAGGUACUUGCGGUCCCUGUAGUGAGGUGUUGUGGGAACGGAAAGGGAAUUACUCCAGUCGGGAUCGCAUCUUCUUAGGAGCAACGAUGGUGGUUUUGCAGCCUAUCAAGCCUGGGACGCCCAGGUUCAGUGGCCUCGCCCUCAAGCGUGGGCGGGCGCGACGGGCGUUGUCCCUCCUGGGCAGCAACGACGCCAAGGCCAACCUUCAGCUGGCCGAGUCCCUCAUGACCAUCUCGGCCGAGGAGUUCGCCGCCAAGUGGAAUUUCGACCCCGUCCGCUCCGUGCCCCUGCCGCGCGGCCGCUUCCAGUGGGCGCCCGUCGCCCCGCUCAGCCCCUGCGCCGCCGCCCACGGCACGGCGGAGGGCGUCGCCCCCGCAUCCCCCGCCGAGGCUCCGCGCGAGGACCUGCGCACCUGCCUCGCCGUGCCGACAUCUGACCUCGCUCGACCCCAGCAGGCGGGCGGGCGUGAGGCUCGCGUGUCUGCGGGCGGCAAGGGCGCGGCUGCCGACUCCUCCGUCGACCACGAGUGCUCCCCCAGGACGUGCGGCUGUGGCGCGGAGGUGGCAGCGAAGGGCGGCGCGAGGGGCGAGGAGGCGCAGCAGGAGGCGCUCGAGGCCAGACGGAGGCCCUCGGCGGACGCGGACAGCGGCAUCGAGAGCGACGAGUCCAUCCACCUGUCGUCGCCGUCGCCGCCGUCGCCUUCGUCGUCACUCAAGCAGGACAGUCAGCCGCGACUUCGUCAAACGUGCAUCACAGAGUUCGUACGUCCAAAGAAAAGGUUGACCUUCUCCUCGAAAGACCAGCAAGCGGCCCACACGACCCAGAGCAAGAAGAGGUCCGCCUCAAGCCUCCAGGACCACCUUCAGCCGCCCCACAAGAAAGUCCUCCUGCAACUCAGAGCGUGAUGGAGAACAGGCCGACGUAGAAGGAAGAGGAAGGAAAAGGAAAAAAAAAGAGGGAGAUGAGGACUUCGUCUCCUUCGGGUCCUCGCGAGGUCUCCGUCAGGUGAUCUUGUGUCUGGCGGUUUUCAGGAAGCUACGAAGAGCGGGUUUCAGUCACCGAGGCGACGGACGGAGGACCAAAAUUCACCGGACUGAAGCGAAUGUCGCAGUAGCGUGCUCGCCGUCCCCCCCAAAGUGCCCGAGCGACGGAGACGAGGCGUGCGAACUGACGUGAAGGUGCUGCUGCUUCGGGCACUCGGAGGCUUGGCUUGUCUCCUCCCGCGAAAAGGUGGACUGAAACCUGAAGUGAAAGGAUUGGCGAGAUGACUCCCCGAGCGACCAGGGUUUGUUCGCGUGACCGCCCGUUAUAUCGGCAGCAGAAGGAAACUGUUUUCGCUGUGUCGAAGAAAGUCAGUCUGACGUGCUUCGUUUAGGAAUAUAAGUGGAACUCAGCUUUACCUAUUUAUCGUUGAAACCCAUUUUAUUAUUAUUAUUAUAUUAAUAUAAUUAUUAAUUAUUAUUUUCGUUGCUACAUAAUCCGUGUAUUGUCGUAAGAUGAAAGAGUAUAAUGACCAUGUGCUGGUAAUUAUCACUAGUCAUACAUCAGCUGACAUCCAAAUGUUAUUUAAUACUAUCAGUUAAGAUCGAACACUUUACCGGAAACGGAGGCAAAUCCAAGACACGCCCAAGAAACGUAAAUGUUGUAAUUGCAUGAAGUGAUGAAGAGUUUAUUUUGAAUCUUGACUUAAAUGACGUUCAGAAUCAUCUACGAAAUUCUCCCGGGGGAAAAGCUAAAAAUAAUAUCAAGAUUAUUACGUUCCCGAGAGUCAUCACCGAAAAUCGAAGACAAACCACCGGGUAAAAGUACGAACAAAGUGUCCUUGAAGACGUCAAUAAGAGAAAAAAAAUAUAUAUAUAUACAGGAAAUAUCAACAUAGAUAACAUGAAAUCUAUAAAUGGACGCCCGGAAGCCGAAAAAGAACAUCAAAAAGUGAAUCUAUUUGACUUUAAAAUGAAGGCUCAAAAGUCUAACCCCCCCCCUGGAAAAUCACCUCGACAUCCCUUCCCUCCCCCCCC
Molecule: messenger RNA, 2134 nt
Organism: Penaeus monodon (black tiger shrimp)
Lineage: Eukaryota; Metazoa; Arthropoda; Malacostraca; Decapoda; Penaeidae
Exons: 2
Coding region: 203-1021 (272 amino acids)
Biological process (GO): regulation of cell cycle
Cellular component (GO): nucleus
Molecular function (GO): cyclin-dependent protein serine/threonine kinase inhibitor activity
Source: RefSeq, a predicted model, not a curated record